Messenger RNA from Naegleria fowleri, 465 nucleotides. RefSeq lists its product as uncharacterized. The transcript has a single exon. NCBI's taxonomy places the organism in Eukaryota, Heterolobosea, Eutetramitea, Acrasida, Naegleriidae. The record is from RefSeq and is a predicted model, not a curated record. The coding region runs from base 1 to 465 and encodes 154 amino acids.
AUGAAAAAGUUCCUUACCAAAACACUGCUUGCUGGAGGUGCAGUGUGCUUUUUAAUGUUUAUUCCCUUCAUUGUUUUUCUCUCAUUGAAUGCUCACCUCUUUCCAAUGUUUUUCACCUAUUCCAAUGACAAGGCACUGCUAAAUCCAGACAAACACCCAUCCACCGUUUCCGAAUUGAAAGAUCUUCUCGAAAAAGUAGUACCUGUUUACUUGACCAUGUAUAAUCUUCCUGGAGUCGCAAUUGCAGUCAUCUCUGAGAGCAAAGUCCAAUAUAUGAAGACAUUUGGCUCAUGUGGACGAGCCCUUUUCGAUGAAAACACUUUGUUUAAAGUAGGAUCCUUAUCAAAGACAUUUACUGCUUGGGGUGUCAUGACACUUGUACAGAAAGGACUCAUACAAUUGGAUGAUCCAAUUCAAAAACAUAUGCAUUCAUAUACUCUUCCACCACCUUAUAAUCCUGGAUGA